Messenger RNA from Urocitellus parryii (Arctic ground squirrel), 6144 nucleotides. RefSeq names its product QKI, KH domain containing RNA binding (gene Qki). Gene Ontology annotation, molecular function: mRNA binding. Gene Ontology annotation, cellular component: nucleus. NCBI's taxonomy places the organism in Eukaryota, Metazoa, Chordata, Mammalia, Rodentia, Sciuridae. The record is from RefSeq and is a predicted model, not a curated record. Gene Ontology annotation, biological process: regulation of mRNA splicing, via spliceosome.
UGAACUGAGGCGAACUCCGCCGCCAAGUGAGUGAGGAGGAGGAGAGGAGGAGGAGGAAGAGGAGGAGCGCAGUCGGAGCGCGGCGGCAGCGGCAGAGCGCCGCGGCGGGGACAGCAGAGAGCCCGAGCCCGCGCACCGGCGGCGGCGCUGAGCGGCGCGACAGCAGCAGCGGCGGCCCGGUCCAGCGCGGCGCAGCGGCCCGCGCCGCACUCGGAGACCCGCCUCCGCCGCCGGCCUCGCGAGGGAGCGCCGCCCGGGCGGCCGAGGGCUGCCGGAGCGCGUCGGGCGGCGGAAAGUGCCUGCGGGGGGCGGGCGGGCGCGCGGAGCCGGCCGCCGCGGGGCUCGGCGCGGGGCCCGGAGCGGGAGCCGGCGCGGAGCGGGACGCCGCGUCCCGAGCGGCCGGCGGCCGGGGCUCGCCCCCGCCCCUCCCUCCUCUCCGGCGGCGGCGGCGGCGGGCGGAGUGAGCUGCGGAGCCUGGAAUAUGGUCGGGGAAAUGGAAACGAAGGAGAAGCCGAAGCCCACCCCAGAUUAUCUGAUGCAGCUGAUGAACGACAAGAAGCUCAUGAGCAGCCUGCCCAACUUCUGCGGGAUCUUCAACCACCUCGAGCGGCUGCUGGACGAAGAAAUUAGCAGAGUACGGAAAGACAUGUACAAUGACACAUUAAAUGGCAGUACAGAGAAAAGGAGUGCAGAAUUGCCUGAUGCUGUGGGACCUAUUGUUCAGUUACAAGAGAAACUUUAUGUGCCUGUAAAAGAAUACCCAGAUUUUAAUUUUGUUGGGAGAAUCCUUGGACCCAGAGGACUUACCGCUAAACAGCUUGAAGCAGAAACUGGAUGUAAAAUAAUGGUCCGAGGCAAAGGCUCAAUGAGAGAUAAAAAGAAGGAGGAGCAAAAUAGAGGCAAACCCAAYUGGGAGCAUCUAAAUGAAGAUUUACAUGUACUAAUCACUGUGGAAGAUGCUCAGAACAGAGCAGAAAUAAAACUGAAGAGAGCAGUUGAAGAAGUGAAGAAACUACUGGUACCUGCAGCAGAAGGAGAAGACAGCCUGAAGAAGAUGCAGCUGAUGGAGCUUGCGAUUCUGAAUGGCACCUACAGAGAUGCCAACAUUAAAUCACCAGCCCUUGCCUUUUCUCUUGCAGCAACAGCCCAGGCUGCUCCAAGGAUCAUAACUGGGCCUGCGCCUGUCCUCCCACCAGCUGCCCUGCGUACUCCUACGCCAGCUGGCCCUACCAUAAUGCCUUUGAUCAGACAAAUACAGACCGCUGUCAUGCCAAACGGAACUCCUCACCCAACUGCUGCAAUAGUCCCUCCAGGGCCCGAGGCUGGGUUGAUCUACACACCCUAUGAAUACCCUUACACGUUGGCACCAGCUACAUCAAUCCUUGAGUACCCUAUUGAACCCAGUGGUGUUUUAGGUGCGGUGGCUACUAAAGUUCGAAGGCACGAUAUGCGUGUCCAUCCUUACCAAAGGAUUGUGACCGCAGACCGAGCCGCCACCGGCAACUAACCUAUGACCUUCUGACCUCUGAACUCUUCACCCAAUGAUGACCUGACCAUGCCUGCCUGCUGAUCAGUUAACUGGUAAUCGCCUUUGCUUGCCUGUCGUCAGUGCAGCGAGCUGAGGCACUUGUCCGUUCGUCUUACCAUCUAACCAAACAAAAGACAAAGAAAUUGUUGUCCUCCAACUCAGCUUUUUUCCCCCCGUUUGGGUGAAAGUGGUUCUAGAACCUGCACUGAAUAGUAGUAAAGCAAUAAGGCCCAAUUCAUCCCACAGCACUGAUCAUCUUUCAAUGUCCCACCCCAAGCGAACGGUAAGAAGGCCUCCUUAAGAAGGGAGACAGAUGGCCCUUAACUACUCAGUGACAGAGGCAGUUACUGUGAGAGACUUCUAGGAAACUUUUCUUCUCAUAGCGAAGUCAAGCUCUCUCUGAAUGUACUGUGUGAUGAUGCAUCAUGCAUGAACCUUUGGUCAGGGACGUCAUUGGUGAAGUGAUUCAAAAAGUAUUCAAAAUUUGAUAUACUGUUCAGUCACUACAGUGCCCUCAAAGGGCAGAAGUUGCAGCCUUUUUUAUAUUGCCUGCCAAAUUUGAAGUAUUAGMAGAGUGUGCCAUGAAAGAAAAACUUAACAAGAAGUUUUGAAAAGUAAUGCAAAGAACAAAACUGCAACACUAUUUUUUAAAAGAUGGAUAUCUGAGUUAAAAUUACAGAACCUUUAUUUUACACCUCCUUAAAAAAAUUUUUGAGAACAAGGUACAUGCAUUAUGUGUCACAUUACUGGGCAAACUGUUCAAGUAUUUUUUUUAAACCUCCCUGUAUAGAAAAAAAUCAUUAAGGAUGUAAAAGCCAUGCUUGCCUAUUUGCUGUAUACAUGUAAUGAAAUUGUAGAUAAAGUGUAGUGCAUUGAAACAAAUGAACAAAAAGUAGAUACUUUUACUAUACAAGGGUGCUGGUGCAGAAAAAAAUAUAUAUAUUUUUGGAAAUGUAGCAUUUUAUACUUUCAAGUGUUAUAAAAAAAAAGAAAAAGAACAAAGAAACCCUUUAUUUCAUUAAAUGAUUUUUUCUGGUGGUUGUCAAGAAACAAAAGACCAAAAGAGCCUUUUUGUCUUUCUUUUUUAUUUUUUAAAUAUUGGAAUAAGUCUAAAGAAAAGAAAGUGCCUUAUUUUCCUUCAUGGUCAUUUAGUCAAGUGUCUUGUAAGAUCAGCUCCUCCCUCAAAAUAAAAGUAAAUGCAUGUUACUCAGUCGCCCAGUAUGUGAAAGAAGAUGAGAGGGGGACAAAUGAGUUGAGGGUUUGAAUUGUAUGAUUUGUGCCACGUUACCUUGAUGCAAAUUUGCCAAAUCUGAUACUGUGAAAAAAAAUUGAAUAACUUUUCUAAUAUCUGACCUAGUAAGUUUUUAAAAACAUAUCAUAAUUGAGUAUUUUUGGUUGUUACAAACUUCAAUGUUAACCUAAAGAAUUCUGAAAAAUUAUGUGAGAUCUGAACACCAGUUGACAGGCAAAAUUAGAGCUUAUUGUAUUUGGAGAUGAGAGAUGCAUUGGAUUUUUUUCGUAAUGGAGAUAAUAGUCUACUUAGCAAACUUUUUCACAAAAAUCAAUUUUUUUUGUGACUUUCAUUCUGGAAAAAAUAGUGUUUUUAAAUGACCCAAAUUUAAUGAGACUUGUUUAUAGCAUACAGAUAACUGGCAUAGUCAAAGUCCAUCUUCUGCUGGCUUUAGCAAUCUCCCUUCUUCUUCCCACAUAUGCCCUUUUUGCCACCUUUUUUAACUUCAAAAGAAUGUGAAAAAGUAGCAUCAUUGUGCAUAUGAAUACUGAACUACAUUUCAGUUUAAGCUUCCAAUUUCUCACGAAGUGCAGUUUUAUAGUUGAAACAAUUUGCAUUUAAAGGCUACAUGUAAACACUUGAGGAAAUCAUUAACUGCUCAGUACCAGACGUGGCAAAUCUCAAGUGAUAGUGGACUCCCAGCUCAUCAGCUCGUUCCCUCUUCCAUACCUUCACAGCUUCAUAGUCAAGGUCAGCAGGAAACUCAGUUGGCACCUUCAUGGUGGCCUCUCCAUCAGCUGUCUGUCUCACUUGGAACCGUUUUCAGUUUAUUUACUAUGCAAUAGACAGUUGUUGUUUUAUAUUCAGCUAGUUUUGGUUUAAUGUGCCACUGCUCUUUCUGUUACACAUGCCAUUGUUUUGAUUUAUUUACAAUAUAUGCCUUGCCAUUUUGAUUUUAAUUUUGUUUGGUUGGUUGAAUAAAUUGCGACACUCAAACACUUGAGGUGAUAGUUAAAAUGAUACCAGUAUUUGAUCCAGCUUCAUCUCAACUAUGUUAAACCUGGACAUUUUAGAUGUUUAUCAAAGGUCUUUUAUGGGGAAGAAAGUAAACGUAUGAAAUAAUAAAAGUGUGACAUGAGUAAUGUUGGCUCUGAACAAACUUUUACUUAGUUGACAAAAUUUUGGAUCAACUUAAAAGAAGCAUGACUUUUGAAAUCUGAAUGCCUUGGUUCUCAGUAUUAUCAUUCUUAUUGAAUUUAUUUCUUGUUAAAGUAUGUAGUUUUUAAGACUUUUUUCUGACAGUAUUAUGUAAUUUUUAGUGUGGGUAGAUGGGAGUGUCGCUGGUAUGUUAAUGUACAGCUGACAUGUAUUUUUGUCUUCUUUAUUAUCUUAGUAGUUUUCAUGCUCUAUAUGUACCAUAACCAACCUAUUGCCUAUGAGAAACAUGUAAGAUAAUGUAUUUACAGCCAUUGUUACAAGUUUAUAAUGUAUUUUUCUAUCUUGUUUUAUAUGUAUGUUAUAUAACAUUCAAAAAGAAUUUUUUUCUUGAUUGAGAAAAGGAUACAAAAUGCAAAAUCCACAAUUUUGAUAACUGAAAAUUGCCAAUUGUUUUGCAGUACUUUAUUAUAUUGGGUGUCUUGUCUUUCUUGGGCUUUUAGUUAGCUGAUGAAUGAAUACAUUAAUUAGACACUUUUGGGUUUUAGUUGGGAUUUUACAUAGCUUGCAUUUUAAUUCUUUGGUUCUUUGCUGUUUCUAUUAACCCAUAGCAUUAUUUUAAUAAAUGUUAUAAUACCAACCUACUAACUCUGGACUAUGUCUGUUUAUUAACCUUUACAUGUUUAAUUAAAAUAAACAAAUAAAGACAAAAGAAUGUAAAGUCUUGAGUUCCUGGACUAACCCUGAAGACCGUGACCACAGAUAACCAUAGCGUGACUUGUUUUGUGUUGUUUGUCAGCUGACAGUUUCGCACACUACUGUUCAAAUGGCUUUGGUUAUUCUGGCCUUCUACUUCGGGUCUAGGUGCCAGUGGAGAUGAGAACAAAGUAGCAUUCGUUCGAGGCAUUCUUCUCCUGGUCAUGCCACUUGCCUUUCAGCAUCUGCAUUACUAAUUCCACACUUUUUAUUUUUUCCUUCUCCAAAAUAAUCACUGUCUGCUCACAGCAUACAGAGUAGAGAUUCAAUGUGAUGACAUGCCCUGAGAAAACAGUUUCAUUCAUUGAACAUUCAUUUUAAUUUCUAUGAGUAGGUGAUUUUAUAGUCACAUCAUAAAGCAGAGAAUUUUUGUAUUAAGAUGUUUAUUUUAACAUGGUAUUUUUCCUUUGUAAAGCAUUGAAUUUGUUUAGCCAGCUGUUUCUUUUAGAGGAAUUGACGUAGGUAAGGCUAGAGGCAAAUUGGGUCUGUUUUUCCUAAUAGUGCAGAGUAAGAGAUGAGUAACCAGGAUGAUGCAGCCCCACCUCUUCCUCACCCAGCCUUCAGUGAAUGAUGGAGAUUUUCUCAGGUGUUUUUUCUGACCCACUUCCAAAACACAGCCAAGAUUGAUGCAAGAAAUUUAAGAGGGAAGAACACUGAGAUUUGAAAUGUUAGGUGUGAUUAAUUUCUUGCAUGCAAAUCAAUCUGAGAAGAUUUCUUAAAUAUCCUGCUUUUCGUGGCCUGUGUAAGUGGACCUCUAAAUCUUGACUUCUUGAGGUGUGUUUAUGUCACAGAUUGGUAAUAGCCUUUUCUGUGAAACAAUUCUCCUGCAUAAGAAAAAAAAAAUUCUCAGGAUGAAUUUUGCAUUUGUAAAUAGUGGUUUAUUUUUGUAAAUUAUAUUUUAUUUAUUUAAGAGUUCUAAAAUUUAGGGCUGAAAUGAGUUACAUGUAAUAGUCAUAAUUAUAUCGAUGUGCUUCUAACCAGAUUAUCAAGAUAUUUCUUGUUUCAUAUAUGUAUAUGCRUAUAUGAAAUUAUCAGAAUAGUGAUAAUUUAAUCACCAAUGAAAAGGUCAUUUGGGUUAUGUCAUUUCUCUGAUGGAAAGAGUAGGCAGUGUAUCAUUGUUAGGUAGGCAGAUCUUUAAUAUGCUAUUUACCUGUUGAAGUUCACAUUGCCAUAACAAGUUUUCAUGUAUCAUUCUGUGAAAAUUUGAAGAUGCCUGUCAAGCUGCUAAUACACCAGUUGUGGUACCAUGUCACUUAAAGUGAUGAAGAAUUUCUAUGCAACUUGCUAUUCUCUGAAGCCUAUGAAUGCAGUCUCAUCUCAUUUUCAGUUAAGGGUACUUUAUGUAUAAUUAUGUCAUAUUGUCACCUUUUAUGUUGAAAAUGUUGUAAAAGACAGUUUUAAAGGGUGAAAAUAAUACUGCAAAUCCCAUUUUUAUACAGGUUGCAAUAAUAUUAAACAUGAAACUAUCAAGUUG